GUGAGCGAAGCUGUGAUGAGCGGCCGAAUCAGUGCGUCCCGCUGAACUUCUGGAGCACCGAGGACCCAGAAAAACAACUCCUGAGACGCACAGGCUGAGGCAGCUCUGCGUGGAUCGUUUCAGCGCAGAAAGAAGAGACGGCGCGUCUUGACAACAUAUCAUCUUGGUUUUGUGCGCAGCGCUGGAGAGCUCGAGGUUGACUUUGGCUGACUGGACGCGCGGACAUCGGGCUGUCAUCCGCAAUGAAAUAUCGUUUUAUUACUAUUAACUGUAAAUAUGUUAUCGUGUCACCUUUAUUUCGCUCUGUGUAAAUCAGUUCUUGCUUGCUGUUCGGAUGAGACGCUCGGCUGUACGCGCGUCUCCAAACGAGGACGCACGGAGAUUGCACAAGUGUCAAUAUUUACUCUAACCCGGUCCCUCGUAUUCAGUGUCGCCUCGUUGUAAACGACUCCAAAUUCGAUUAUUACAAAUUAAUUCUUCCCAUUUUGAGGACAGCAGCCUCGUCAAGCCAUUUGGGGAGAAACGCGCAAUCUGCGCAAAAGAAGUUUCUGGUUGUUCUGGCUGUGUUCUAACUCCGCAAGGACCGAAGGACGGCAGUUUCGGGAGGGAAAUUCGUUUUUUCAAAGUGGCAAUAAUUGAAAAGCACCAAUCUGUGUCUUGACGCAUUGCCCAGAACUGCUUUGUGUGCUUAAAAUGGACUUGGUGGACCUGCCGUGGAGGGUACAGGGGAGCUUUCAUUUGGAAAAAACACAGAGACGAAGCAACUGAGAUAAGCCUGGAAAGAUAACCCCAGCAUGGCCUUGGUUCUGGACAACGGCUGCUCCAUGGAGCUGAGCGGCUGGAACAGCAGCGUGAGCAUCUCCGGAGCCUCCGUGCCCUGCAACCAGAGCGUCCUGAAGCUCGCCCCUUACUCCCCCGAAGCCACGGCCGCCUUUGCCACCGCCAUAACCUUGAUGGUGCUCUUCACCAUCGUGGGAAACAUCAUGGUCAUCAUCGCCGUGCUGACCAGCAGGUCCCUCCGAGGUCCGCAGAAUCUCUUCCUGGUGUCUCUGGCCGCUGCGGACAUUUUGGUGGCCACACUCAUCAUCCCCUUCUCCCUGGCCAACGAGCUGCUGGGCUACUGGUACUUCAAGUCGCUGUGGUGUGAGAUCUACCUGGCGCUGGAUGUGCUCUUCUGCACCUCCUCCAUCGUGCACCUGUGCGCAAUCUCCCUGGACCGCUACCUGUCCAUCUCCAGGGUCACUUACGGGCGUCAGCGGACUCCCAGACGCAUCAAAGCAGCCAUUGUGGUGGUGUGGCUCAUCUCUGCCAUCAUCUCCUUCCCUCCCCUGCUCUCGCUGAACAAAAGUGAGGGAGGCGACCAGGGGAGUGAGAGAGGACCUCAGUGCCAGCUGAACGAUGAGCGCUGGUACAUCCUCUACUCCACCAUUGGCUCCUUUUUCGCCCCGUGUCUCAUCAUGAUCCUGGUCUACAUAAGAAUUUACCAAAUAGCCAAGCAGAGGACGCGCUGCCCCCCUGGAGAGCCCAGGAAGGAUGGGGUCGGCUGUGCAACACCGAGUCAGCCUCCACGACAUGUACAAGCCAACGGGAAGGAGGAGGAGGAGAGCACACCCCCUUCAUCCAACAAAGCCUCAAACACCAGACCCCCCACCCUCGCUAUAACCCCUUCCCCAUCCCAGGGAGAGUCUCAAAACUCCCAGAAUCCCACCACCAAUAACCUCCUGCAGCCUCCAUCCCCUUCUCCAGCCAUGUCCCCGGUCACAGCCUCCGUUGAUACCUCUCCCCACGGCCCCUCGACCCCCUCCUCUGUGCCUCUGUCUGCCCCCAAGAAGAAAGAGGGGGGGAAGAAGGGCAAGCGUCUGGGGGGGAAGAAGGCCGACAACAACAACGGCGACAGCUCGAGCACAGAGAGCGAUAUGGAGCACAGCCACGGAGGAGGCCGUGGCAGCACCAGCAUGCCAGGCUCCCCAGCAGGAGGGGGGAUCCAUUCCCCGGCCUCAGUGAAGCGCUACAGGGAUAUGAUCGCCACUUCAAAGGGGGCUCGGCUGGUGCCAGGGAGGAAGUCGAAAAAAGACGACAACCCCGGAGCAGCGAGGCGUAAAGCCAUGGUGAACAGAGAGAAACGCUUCACCUUUGUGCUGGCGGUGGUCAUUGGGGUCUUUGUGGUGUGCUGGUUCCCUUUCUUCUUCUCCUACUCUCUGCAAGCAGUGUGCCCGGACACCUGCGUCAUCCCUGACCCACUCUUCAAGUUCUUCUUCUGGAUUGGUUACUGCAACUCCUCGCUCAACCCCGUCAUAUACACCAUCUUCAACAAAGACUUCAGAAAGGCCUUCAAAAAGAUACUGUGCAGCAGCACCAAGGGUACUUUCUUCUAGCACACAAAUCUGCUGUAGAGGACAUGGACACACGCACACACACGAAAAUGCUGUUUCCCAGGCAUAAAAAAUCAACAAUCAUUUCCAUUUUUCAGAACACUUAAAGGGCUGUUUUAAAAAUAUGUCAAACUGUGGAGAAUUCCAGCGUAUCAUUCAGCACUGAGAGACACUUCUGCAGCCACAGCGUGCAAACAGGCAGCUCGGACUGUGAAAUCUCAGCUUUGCAACUUAGAGACACACAUUUUUUACAGGGUACGGGAGGACAUGACGGAGAGGCCGAGCAGGACUUCACCGAACUGCUUUGCACUCCGGUGUUGCUGAUAAGGUUUCCAGUGUUUUAUCUCUGCAUCACGCUGAAAAAGACGAGUGAUGCAGCACAGGAGAAACGUUACGAAACAGAAAGCAGGAGAACCGACUCCCAGAUAUGAGCACAGACCGUUUCUUGUCUAGUGUUUUGUAGCUAUUAAGGACUCCGUGACUAAUGGGGGAGAGAAGACAGGUUAAAAAGAAGGAAAAGUGACCUUAGAUUCUUGUGAGCCUAGGGCCCUUUAUUCAUCAAUACAGAGCACAAGGAGCACACAAGGUUAGUGGUGAUUUCUUACGUCUGCAGUCUUAAUUUGCCCGGCUGUAGGGCAAACAUGUGUUCCUCGAGUUUUAUCUAAAAGUGCAACAACAACAGAGGGUUUCUGAUUAUCUCAAAUGUUAUAGCACAAACAAGGGCGCCCUUUCAGACCUUUGUGAGAGGAAAGCCUUCACGUCAGAAAACUUGCUCUGAGCUCAGUACUGGUCACAAUGGACACUCAGGUUGUUUGUAAAGACACUCUUGGCUUUCUUCUUUCAUGAAAUAAACUGAUGGAUUUUGGACAUCAAAGAACAUCACAUUUAUGCCACAGAGAUGUAGAUGGUGUGAUACCCCUUCUCCCCCCCUCUCACCCCUGAACUGACCCUUCUCCUUCAGUGUGUCUCUGUUUGGACAUUUCUACAACAAUAAAAGCUGUUUGGAGCUUUAGCAUCUAACGGGAGGUGCAUCUGCUGAAGACUGACAUGAACAAAACUGAUUCUUCUUAUUAUUUAACUUGUGAACAUUACUUCCCAGAGACCCUGCUUCCUGACGAGCAGCAGUAUUUACCAGGUAGACAUUGACUUUAAAGGACAGAUGGACAAUGCAAUUACGGGGCGAUGUUGCCCCCUAAUAGCGCCUACGUGGGUUACACCGGGAACCGUUUGGCUGAGUCACUCUUUAUCAGCGCCUCUGGCACAUCGUCGCCUGCAGCGGACUUCUACGUGGCACAUUUGGUGCGCUGCUGAGAGGCAAAGGAGGACGAACAUUUAUUUUUCUCACCAAGACACUGAGGCUCUGUCAGUUUCCUCGACAAAAAGGAGGAAGAAAAAAAAAAAACAAGUGUCUGUAACUGUGAACAGCACACCGGCUUAUUGACUCAAUGGGACAAGGGCUGUCAGCAGCAACACAUCAACUUACUAAUUGUCUAAUUCUGCUGACCUGUGUGAGUGCGUGCGUGCGUGUUUGUGUGCGUGCAUGUUGACUUUUGUUGUUUCUCUCUGUAGAAAGUGUCAGUGCCUCCUCUGGCUGCUACGUACUGCAGAUCUACUGUAAUGUUGAAGAACAGAGACCAGAUGGGUUUUGUUUUUGUUGUUUUUCGGUAGGCAUCGCAUUGCUGUCCGUCAUGUGAAUGUUUCACUCGGUGGGAGGAUCGGUAGUAAAGCAGUAUAGCUACGUUGAGAAAGUCUUAUCAGUGCUAGUGAGUACAUGGCUUUUUAGUGAUCACCCUCAAGGGACCAAAGAGCCUUACAGGAGCCCGACUCAGUGACAUCCGGCUCUGUGUUGCUUUAACGAAGUGUCGCUUUAUGUUUGGUGUAUGUGACGGGAGGCAAAGGUUGAAAUUAUUGUAUUAUUUAUUUCAAACUAUUUUGUGUUUUUCUGUCUGUUACCUAUUUAUUGUUCAGUUCCUGUGCUUUUAUUCUGAAAAUGAAGCAAAUUGAAACUGAUCAAAGAGCGAGAAGCACGGUUAAGAUUUGUAAGAGCUCGAAUAAGAGCAAGUUUGACUUCUGCCAUCAGGCUCUUGCGUUGCGAGGUUGAGCUAUAUUUAAGCUUUUGGAAGGAGGGAGGGGGGGGAUGUAUUUGUGUUGAAUUGAAGGAACAUGAAGUUUGAGUUAUGUGCAUAAUGCAGAACCUACAAUGCAACAUUUAUCACCAUUGUUUCAUCUAGUUAUAGUACGGUAUAAAAAAAAAGAAAUGCUCAGACAUACAAGCACAUUCAUGGAUGUACAAACGAUCAAGCAUAAACUGCAACAGGAAGAAGAAAAACCCUCUCCUGCUACUGUUGUCUAACUUUUCCUGAGAAAGUCAGCAAAUAUGAAAAUGUCAAUAGCACCCACAGCCAGUUUCAGUUGGACGAUUCGCAGGACAUUAAGGCUCAGAUCCAUACCUCACACAGCUCCUGGGAGAUUUACAUAAAUGAUUAAAUCAGACGGUUGCAAGUAAGAACUCCGUGCACUUAUACAACUGUUCCCUGCCCUCAUUUGAAAUUUUUAUUUUCUUCUCCAGAAAGGAGAGAAAGAAAAAAUAAUAAAGAAAAAGCAAUUGUUACAAAAAUAGCCACAAAAGGCCGCGGAUUCACGGCCGCAUCCGAUAAAUACGAGUCGCAAUGCUGCUCAAACUCGCCAACCAUGGCUUUAUGUGGUGAGACUGCUGCUUUGUUUAUCUUUUAAAAAAGUAAGAAUUACGGCUUAAAGGUGACAGGUGCAGUAAUCUGCCUCUUGAUCGCCCUCCUUCUCCCCUGAAACCGCCUGUAUUGUCUCUUCCCCAACUGUGUUUGGACCAAAACUGCCUGGUCUGAGCUUUGCAAUCUUCUAUCCCCCCAUCUGUCAUCAUUCCUCUCCAGUUUGGAAAAUAAAGCUACUUGAAAAUGCA
This is a messenger RNA of Stegastes partitus (bicolor damselfish), 5307 nucleotides long. RefSeq names its product adrenoceptor alpha 2B (gene adra2b). The coding region runs from base 795 to 2375 and encodes 526 amino acids. The record is from RefSeq and is a predicted model, not a curated record. Gene Ontology annotation, molecular function: alpha2-adrenergic receptor activity; epinephrine binding. The transcript is spliced from 2 exons. NCBI's taxonomy places the organism in Eukaryota, Metazoa, Chordata, Actinopteri, Pomacentridae. Gene Ontology annotation, biological process: G protein-coupled receptor signaling pathway. Gene Ontology annotation, cellular component: plasma membrane.